AUGCAGCAAUUGUUGUUCGCGGUUGUGCUCUCCGAGGUUGUGGCGAUAAUGGCGCUUUCCUUUAAGACGCCGAUUAGGAAGCUGUUGAUCAUGAGCCUGGAUCGAGCGAAGCGUGGACGUGGACCGGUGGUGAUUCAGACGGUUUCGGCGACGGUUUGUAUUCUUCUGGUGGCGAGUGUGUACAAUAUGAUGUCGAUCCAGAAGCGCUGGAUCGAGGACGGUGCAUUGAAUCCGACUGAUGAGGUUAUCAUGGCGAAACAUCUCCUUGAAUCGACUCUCAUGGGUGGUUUUCUGUUCCUUGGGCUGAUGAUAGACAGGCUGCAUCACUACAUGAGAGAGCUACGGAUGAGAAGGAAGAUGAUGGAAGUUAUAAAGAAGGAAGGAGCAGGAUUGGAAGGUGUAAAAGCCAGAGCUUUAGAUGAAGUCAAAACCUUGAGAGAAGAAAUAGUGUCGCUUCUCGAGAGGCAAAAGCAGCUGGCCUCUGAGCUUGAGGCUAGGUCUAGAGAGAUUCGUACCGAGAAAACCAGUGCAGUUGCUCUACAGAAGCAGUCAGAAGGAUUCCUCAUUGAGUUUAACAGGUUGCUUGAAGAAAACCAGGAUCUUCGAGACCAAUUGCACACUGUGGAUUCGAAAAUCUCACGCUCAAGCGUCAAGAAGAAUACUUGA
This is a messenger RNA of Microthlaspi erraticum, 666 nucleotides long. Lineage: Eukaryota; Viridiplantae; Streptophyta; Magnoliopsida; Brassicales; Brassicaceae. The record is from the annotation of a GenBank genome assembly.